AUGGCUGCACGCCAGGCCUUACAACUCGGAGAAAUCCUCCAGCUAAUCUUUGAUUAUUUUUCCCCCGAACAACACCCAUCCUCGCACGCAAAUCGCGUGAACUAUCAACAUACGUUGGCAACAUGCGCUCGUGUCAACAAGUCGUUCAACGAUGUUGCGGUAGACGUCCUCUGGAAGCACAUGCACGGUAUCACCCCUCUGCUCAGGGUUCUGCCUGCCUUUCAGUGGGCGGAAAUCACUGAUAGUGACGACGAUGCACCGCAGCUUGGCCUGUUUGGUAGACUUCACCCCAAAGAUUUGCGUCGUUUUCGAGAGUACGCUCAGAGGAUCACCGACCUCACCAUUAGCAACUAUGCUCUGCAAGUAGAUCCAUCCGCGCUAUUCUGCCUAUUAAGGGCGCUGGGAGGCCAAUCACUUCUUCCACGGCUGCGACGACUGCACUGGACCCAGUUCAAAGCAACAAAUUGCGACGUUCUCUACUUCGCCUCUCCUUCGCUCCGAACUUUGACCCUUUAUUAUGAAGGUUCCCAGGACACGCCCGAGGCGUCGGUGUCGAUCAAUUCAGUCCCAUGCGAAUUCCUCUUCGAAGCCGUGUGCGAGCAAAUGGCUGCUGUUGCGCCAUGUCUCGAAACAUUGACGAUCACAUCAAUCUGCACACCCUGCUACUUCCCUCCUUUCGCUAGAUGUCGUGGCCUGCGCGAAGUCUCCAUAAGUGGAGAGCUCUUGACCAGUCAAUGCGCAAACUUAUCCACACUUUCAUCUCUGGACAACCUCGCCAAGCUGGAAGUGCGCGGUGUCGUGCAGCUUCAUCGGGACGAAGUCCUUGGCUUCCAAGGCUUCCACGCUCUUCAAGAGCUUUCCAUCGAAGGCGAACCUGAGUCCCUUGGUCACAUUCUCAUGUGUCUCGCAUCCUCCGACGCCACUAUACGGAAACUGGACAUCGAGCUUAAUCCAACGCCCACUCCUCAAGAGACCUUCCAAUUGAUGAAUAUACUCAAGACGCAUUCCAGCGCAGCUCUGGAAGACGUCACGGUGAUGCCUCUGCCAAUGUGGUCGAACGGUGACGCAACGCAGCUUUUCGAGCCCAUCCGACCUCUGCUCGACAUCCGUAAUCUGCGCACCGUUCGGUGUAUGUUUGCCCGGUGGCCAUGCGACUUGUCCGACGACGACUUAUGCAUGAUGGCUGAUGCCUGGCCGAACCUCGUCUCACUGACGGUGCGAUGGCUCCAUGCAGAAGACAUGGCCAGGCCGCGGGUGCUGCCCUCUCUGGACUGUCUACCGCGGAUCGCAAGGUCGUGCUCGCGCCUGCAGAGUCUGACCAUGACCUGCGCAGCCAUGACAUUCACGGCGGGCGUCGAGGUCAUGUCACACUGUCUCAGCCACCUACGGAUCGAGAAAACCUCGUGGGCCCCCGAGAAAAUUCUCGCGAUGGACGUCGCGCUCUUCUUCGACCGUCUUUUCCCUUAUCUGGACCUGAAAACAUUGCGGGAGUCAAGAACGGGGCGAGAUUCCGCACAAUUAUGCAGAGCGUGGGCUCAAGUGUGCGAUCAUCUGCAGAGCUUCCGGACCGUCAGGGCACAGGAGAGAAAGCGGUUAGAGGGGAGCAGCCUUUGA
Fomitopsis serialis is the source of this 1614-nucleotide messenger RNA. RefSeq lists its product as uncharacterized. NCBI's taxonomy places the organism in Eukaryota, Fungi, Basidiomycota, Agaricomycetes, Polyporales, Fomitopsidaceae. The coding region runs from base 1 to 1614 and encodes 537 amino acids. The transcript has 2 exons. Gene Ontology annotation, molecular function: protein binding. The record is from RefSeq and is a predicted model, not a curated record.